AUGGCGUCGUCCUCGACUGUAACUCAAGAGACCACAGCAGAGGAGGACCUCGCGUUCUGGAAAGGACGUAUAGAAAGAGAACCUGCCGUCGUUCUUGAGCUUUGGAGAGCUGCAUUCCGCAAGCGGUCUGGACGCUCCAAUAUCGACAACACUGAACUGUGGACUAUAACCAUUGCCAUAUCAUUUUUAUCACAAGCAGCUGGCAGCGGUGAAAACAAGUUCGUGAAUGGUAGACCCUGGGCCGAGCCUAAGACUGCCAGAGUUUUCGCCGCGUUGCGGAAAAACGGUCUAUGUGCAGUAUGCGAAGAGAUUGUCAAGCAGCCCGACUUCUUCGAUCUCUUUUUGCCCUUUACUAUAGCCGUCCUCGACAUCAUCGAAGCGAUAUGCGUGUUGGAACUAUGGUUGCCUGUAGUCGACGUGUCAGAGGUCAAGAGCCUCGGAGAGUGUGUAACUAGGUCUCUCUGGGCUCACAAGGACUACUUUCUUGAGGGAGGACCUAUACUCGAUGCCCCUCCUGAGUACGGUGGACAAAAGGAGUUCUCUGUGAGGCUUCGUAACACGGUCGUCGACCUCUUGGCGCCCUUUCUCUUCGAAUUAGCCCAUAAACAGAAUUGGGGAGCACAAGAUGAUCUUCGUCGUAUCGGCUUGUUUUGCUGGUUACACACCGAGGGCAACGAAGCCGACAUACUUCCCACUCAUAUCUUCAAGCCCAUCCUUCCACUUGACACCAAGCCCGAUCCUUCCAUGAUUGAUAUGGAGCGUGGUCCUCUCAGCGAAGUCAUACGGUUCACGACCGAGGAGGCGGUCCCAACAUACGGCGCAGAACCCAUCCUGCGACGUCUUUGUCAAACCUUGCGCGCCCCUUGGAUCGUCGACGCAAAGUUGGUCGCCCUCAUGCAAGGCGUAUCUCUUCCUAUCCUCGACGCCAAGAUGAAUGCCAAACUUGCCUCUACUGGACUUCUUCUAGCUUGGCGAGACGCCGUAGAUCGACAAUUCAGGGAUGGAACAGAUGUCACGAGUAAUUGGCAAGUGCUCGAUUACACGCUCCAAGUCUUCAGUGUGAUCACAAUCGAUGUCCCUAUCGCCGACGGCUCAGCUCAUCUCGUCCGUGAGUGUGGCGUCGUAGAGCUCGUAUCUCGCGCAGUCCGCAUGUACCCGGAACUAGGUGCUUCAGAGAAGGGUUCCGCACUAAAGGAGUGCUUGAGGUCUAUCAGCGCAUACAAGAAGUUCGCAGCUGCCAUGAACAUGCGCAGCGGUAAGAACACCUUACGAAAGACGUUCAAGCAGCAGAUGCAUCGGGAGUGGUAUCCGACCCUACAGUAUCUACGCAGCCAGUCACGCAGCAACAUCGGGACCGAGAAGCUCUUGCUUGCCUGGGACGACUUCGGAAAGGCAGUCGGCUUAUCUGAAGAACAGGAGAAGGCGAAGCAUGCCCGCGAGGCGAAGAAGGCGGCCGCAGAACGCGCGCAUCAUUGUGCGUGGAAGGAAUGCAGAUUCAAUGAGGAGAAGCAUCCGAUGCCGACGACUUUACGCGCCUGCUCUGGUUGCGGCGUUGCGCGAUAUUGCUCAAGAGAGUGCCAGAGAAAAGACUGGAAGACCGGUCAUAAAAUCGACUGCAGGAGGCUCAGGGAAGCCGAAGGGGCGUUCGUCUGA
Molecule: messenger RNA, 1653 nt
Organism: Peniophora sp. CBMAI 1063
Lineage: Eukaryota; Fungi; Basidiomycota; Agaricomycetes; Russulales; Peniophoraceae
Source: the annotation of a GenBank genome assembly